Molecule: messenger RNA, 2920 nt
Organism: Photinus pyralis (common eastern firefly)
Lineage: Eukaryota; Metazoa; Arthropoda; Insecta; Coleoptera; Lampyridae
Product: aminopeptidase N-like
Exons: 14
Coding region: 1-2736 (911 amino acids)
Biological process (GO): peptide catabolic process; proteolysis
Cellular component (GO): cytoplasm
Molecular function (GO): metalloaminopeptidase activity; peptide binding; zinc ion binding
Source: RefSeq, a predicted model, not a curated record
AUGAGAAGUAGUUCGUUGAGGAUUUCCGCGAAAAUGAGGAUAAACGAAAUAGCGUACCUAAUUUUACUACUAGUUUUGGGCACAUGCGAAUCCACACGUCCCAAUAAGUUUCAGACUAGGGCGACAACGUUGAUUGAACGCCUUCCAACUCGCAUCGUUCCUAUAAAAUACGAUAUAACUUUAAAUCCAGAUAUUAAAAAUAGAAGUUUUGUUGGAACCGUACGAAUUGAUGUUCAUGUUAAAGAAACAACUAAAAUCGUAACUUUACACGCUUAUUAUUUAGAAGGGUUCGAUACAAAGACUGUAAAGCUUGCAAAAGUUCCUGAUGGAAAAGUGAUAAAUAUCGAAAAAAUUGAUCUACAGCCUGGCCCUCAAUUUCUAGCAAUAACUUGUAAAGAGGAUCUAAUUGCCGGAGAAAAAUACAUACUGGAACUUUUAAAUUUUACUGGCAUAUUAUCCACGACAGAAAAAAGAGGCUUUUACUUUGGACAAUACAAAGAUAAAUUCAACAAGACACACGAGUUUGCUACGACACAAUUUCAAAGCUUUGGAGCCCGAAGAGCGUUUCCAUGCUUCGAUGAACCCUACUUCAAGGCUUACUUUACAGUUCAUUUGGUUAGACCGAAGGACUACAUUUCAUUGUCGAACGAAGAACUGAUGUCCACAAAGCCAUACGAUCAAACCGACAAAUAUAUAGACUCCUACCGUAUCACGAAAAGAAUGUCUAGCUAUCUGCUUGCAUUUGUCGUGAGCGACUAUAUCCCUACAGAAACACGGGAAAAGCAACGUGUAUUUGCCGACAAAGACUCAAUCGAAAACGGCGAAGGCGAAUACUCGCUUAACUUGGGAAUUCAAGUCCUCAAGAAACUCGAAGAAUUUACUGGAAUUAACUACGCAUUCAGUAAAUUGGACCAAAUCGGAAUUCGAGACGCGGAUUUUUGGGCGAGCGGGAUGGAGAAUUGGGGUUUGGUCAUCUACUGGAAAAGCUUAUUGGUUUACCCUCUCAAAGAACAGACGACGUUCGGACGUGAGAUGACUAUGAUUUAUAUUGCGCACGAGUACGCGCACCAGUGGUUCGGUAAUUUAGUUACUUGUGAGUGGUGGAACUACACGUGGUUAAAUGAGGGAUUUGCCACUUACUUCGAAAUCAUUCUUCCAAAGAUGUUAAAUUGGGAUAUGGAAGGUUUGUAUAUACUGGAUGUAAUUCAAAUGGCUAUGGUGUUUGAUGGUAAGAAAGAUACAGUAGCAAUGAACACUGAACGUGCUCAUGGAAUAAUUAUUUAUCAAAAAGCUGGUUCUGUUAUAAGAAUGUUAAGUCACGUUGUAACAGAAGACGUAUUCCGUGUUGCAUUAAAGAACUACCUGAAGAAAUACUCAUACGAAGCUGUAGUGCCCUCAAACCUGUAUGAUUCAUUCCAAAAAGUUUUGGAAGAAAAAAAUUUAACCCAAUUAAUGAACAACGUCGAUGUUAAGACCGUGAUGACCUCUUGGGAUUCACAAGCCGGUUAUCCCCUCCUGACCGUCACCAGAAACUACGAAACAGGCGAAAUCAGCCUGUUUCAAAAACGUUUCUUUGCUGAAGAACCAAUUGCCAGUGAUGCAUCCAAAUGGUAUAUCCCGAUUAAUUAUGUCACAGAAGGAGGUUUGAACGAUGACAGCUAUGCGAACACUACUGCUACAAUUUGGCUGAAAGAAGAUACCGGAAAGCUCGCUAACAUGCCGAAGGAGGGGUGGAUACUAUUUAAUAAGCAACAGACCGGUUAUUACAGAAUCAUGUAUGACGAAAAAAACUGGAAUCUUUUAAAACAACAGCUGAAUGAAAAAGAUCACACCAAAAUUCACAUUUAUAAUAAGGCCCAACUCAUCGACGACACCUUCACCUUCGCGAGCAAUGGCCAAAUGGAGUACGGUGACGCAUUUGAGCUAACGAAAUUUUUACGAAACGAAACGCAGUACGUGCCCAUUGCCACAUUUUUGAAACACGCAAGAAUGCUGGAGGAAAGGUUAGCCAAUCCGACGGCACGGGCGAACUUAAAGACAUACAUGAAUCACAUUUUGAGUGGAGCUGCAAUUGAGAGCGUUGGUAUGACAGAGCAGAACGACGAGGCAAUAACAAGAGCAGAUCUGAGAGUAACUUUAAUGCAGUGGUUGUGCAAAAUGAGGAAUGAACGGUGUAAAACUUACGCAAUGGAAACCUUUAACUCCAACACGUCGUCGAUUCCACCAAACUUACAAAGUAUUGUGUACUGUGGGGCGGCACGCUUCGGUACAACUACUGAGUGGGACAAGCUUCUUGAAAAGUUUAAUUCAGCUACACAUGAGCUACCGCGAAAUAGGUUAUUAGCGGGUCUUGCGUGUACGGAGGAUAAGGAUAAGUUGAACACAUUCUUUGACAUCUCACUAACCCAUGAAAACGUUGAUCCACUUACUGCCCUUAGCGCUGUUAUUAACGCUGGCGAUUUUGGAGUAGAUUCCACUUUUAAAUACAUUACAACCAACUUUGACAAAAUAAAGAAACUUUCUUCUAUUGAGGAUAUUCUGAAAGCAGUGGCCACAAGAUUGUACACUACUGAACACGUAAAUGCGUUAGCGAAACUGGCAGCUGAUCACCAAGACGUGAAAGACACGAUUAACAUUGCGAAGGAAGUCAUUCAGGCAAAUGUCAAUUGGAAUGCGAAGUAUGGGGGUGUCGUCUAUGAAUGGCUUCAAUCCCACGUCGAUAGUUUGGGGAAGUAAAGGCAAAGACAACGGCGAAUCUUCUUCUUGGAACUGGGCUCUACCAUCAUCUCAUAUACAAUAUGAGCAUUAAAUUUAAGAAAAAUGAAAUAAGUAGACAAGUACCAAUAACUGACACUUUUAACAUGAAUUUUUUUAUUACCUAUGUAGAAUUUGGAAAUCAGAAUAAAAUAUGAUCCUAUAA